UCCAAUCUGAAAUGGCAUGCAAGAAAACGAAAGCUGGCUGAAAAGAAUGUACUCUGUUUUCCGAUCACCAUAUCCAUGAACGCGCCCUCUCCAAACCUGCUUGGUUCUUUGCUGGAGUCAGCUGUUUCAACCCGCUCUUCCCUGCUUGGCCGUUCCGUCCACGCGCUCAUCCUCAGAACCCAUGACACCCCUCUCUCCUCCUUCCUCUGCAACCACCUCGUCAACUUGUACUCCAAACUCGACCGUAUCAACUCAGCUGAAAUCCUUCUGUCACUCACCAAUCCCCGCACCGUCGUCACCUGGACGUCUCUCAUCUCCGGCUGCGUUCACAACCGUCGUUUCACCUCCGCGCUCCUCCACUUCAGUAACAUGCGCCGCGAGUGUGUUCUCCCUAACGACUUUACGUUUCCCUGCGUCUUCAAAGCUUCGGCUUCGUUGCGCAUGCCCUUUACUGGAAAACAGCUUCACGCCCUCGCUCUAAAAGGUGGAAAUAUAUUGGACGUGUUUGUGGGGUGCAGCGCCUUUGACAUGUACAGCAAAACCGGCCUUCGAGUCGAGGCUCGUAACAUGUUCGACGAAAUGCCGCACAGAAACUUGGCCACGUGGAAUGCGUAUAUUUCCAAUGCAGUUCAGGAUGGCCGGUGUUUGGAUGCAGUUUCCGCGUUUAAAAGGUUUCUUUGUGUGGGUGGAGAGCCCAAUGCGAUAACGUUUUGUGUGUUUCUCAAUGCGUGUGCUGACAUGGCGAGUUUAGAGCUCGGGAUUCAGUUACACGGAUUUAUAGUUCGGAGCCGGUACCGGGAGGAUGUCUCUGUUUCCAAUGGGCUUAUUGAUUUCUACGGAAAAUGUGGGGACGUGGUGUCAUCUGAAAUGGUUUUUAAUAGAAUUGGCAGUGGCAGGAGGAAUGUUGUUUCCUGGUGCUCUAUGCUUGCUGCUCUUGUGCAAAACCACGAGGAAGAGAGAGCGUGUAUGGUCUUCCUGAAGGCAAGGAAGGAGGUUGAGCCAACAGAUUUCAUGAUAUCGAGUGUACUCAGUGCGUGUGCGGAGCUUGGAGGGCUUGAACUGGGCAGGUCAGUUCAUGCUCUUGCUGUUAAAGCAUGUGUCGAGGAGAAUAUAUUUGUUGGGAGUGCACUUGUUGAUAUGUAUGGAAAAUGCGGAAGUAUAGAAAACGCAGAGCAAGUAUUCAAAGAAAUGCCCGAGAGGAACCUAGUCACUUGGAAUGCAAUGAUAGGUGGAUAUGCACAUUUGGGCGAUGUUGACAUGGCAUUGACUUUAUUUGAGGAGAUGACACUGGGCAGCUUUGGUAUAGCACCAAGUUAUGUUACACUAGUUUCUGUAUUGUCAGCAUGUAGUAGGGCAGGGGCAGUGGAGAGAGGUUUGCAUAUAUUUGAAUCCAUGAGAGGGAGAUAUGGAAUUAAACCAGGCGCUGAGCAUUAUGCAUGUAUUGUGGACCUUCUUGGGAGGUCUGGUUUGGUAGAUCGUGCAUAUGAAUUUAUUAAAAGAAUGCCAAUUCUUCCCACUAUAUCUGUAUGGGGAGCUCUACUCGGGUCUUGUAAGAUGCAUGGGAAAACAGAGCUGGGGAAAAUUGCAGCUGAAAAAUUAUUCCAGCUAGAUCCUGAUGACUCUGGCAACCAUGUAGUGUUUUCCAACAUGCUUGCAUCUGCUGGCAGAUGGGAAGAAGCCACUAUUGUCAGGAAGGAAAUGAGAGAUAUUGGAAUUAAAAAAAAUGUUGGUUAUAGUUGGGUUGCUGUAAAGAAUAGAGUCCAUGUUUUCCAAGCAAAGAAUAGUUCUCAUGAAAAGAACUCUGAAAUUCAGGCAAUGCUAGCUAAGCUCAGAGAGGAGAUGACGAAAGCUGGGUAUGUUCCUGAUACCAAACUAUCACUUUUUGAUUUAGAAGAAGAAGAAAAGGCUUCAGAAUUAUGGUACCACAGUGAGAAGAUUGCUCUAGCAUUUGGCCUCAUAGCUCUCCCUCAUGGAGUGCCCAUACGUAUUACAAAAAAUCUUAGGAUUUGUGGAGAUUGUCAUAAUGCCAUUAAGUUCAUCUCAAAAAUUGUUGGAAGAGAUAUUAUCGUGAGAGAUAAUAAUCGUUUUCAUCACUUUAAGGAUGGUUGGUGUUCUUGUAAAGAUUAUUGGUAAUAGUUCCAUAGUCCCAUUAUUUUAUCUGUUUCAUAUGCGUCAAAGAAUAUUUUUGAAACAACACAUCAGGUUCUCUUUA
Messenger RNA from Vigna umbellata (rice bean), 2212 nucleotides. RefSeq names its product Pentatricopeptide repeat (PPR) superfamily protein (gene LOI1). Gene Ontology annotation, biological process: RNA modification. Gene Ontology annotation, molecular function: RNA binding; zinc ion binding; protein binding. NCBI's taxonomy places the organism in Eukaryota, Viridiplantae, Streptophyta, Magnoliopsida, Fabales, Fabaceae. The record is from RefSeq and is a predicted model, not a curated record.